Cryphonectria parasitica EP155 is the source of this 1641-nucleotide messenger RNA. Its product is annotated as family 13 glycoside hydrolase. Gene Ontology annotation, molecular function: calcium ion binding; hydrolase activity, hydrolyzing O-glycosyl compounds. The record is from RefSeq and is a predicted model, not a curated record. Lineage: Eukaryota; Fungi; Ascomycota; Sordariomycetes; Diaporthales; Cryphonectriaceae. The transcript is spliced from 9 exons. Gene Ontology annotation, biological process: carbohydrate metabolic process. The coding region runs from base 1 to 1641 and encodes 546 amino acids.
AUGGUCAACUUCCCGCCUCUCCCUCUACGCCGUGCCAACACCAAUCAGACCAUGUUUCAAGGAUUCGAGUGGUAUGUCCCAUCCGACCAGAAGCACUGGCAGCGACUCGACAACGCCCUCCCGAGCCUCGAGGCUUUGGGCAUCACAAGCAUAUGGAUUCCCCCCGCCUGCAAGGCUGGCUGGCACACGAGCAACGGUUAUGACCUCUACGACCUCUUUGACUUGGGCGAGUUCGACCAGAAGGGUGGCAGGGCUACCAAGUGGGGCACCAAGGAGGAGCUCAUCGCUCUGGCAGAGAGAGCCAGGGGCCGUGGCAUCAGCAUUUUAUUUGAUGCUGUGCUUAACCACAAAGCCUCUGCUGACCGUGCUGAGACGGUGCUGGCGACAAAAGUUGACCCCAAAAAUCGGUUGGUGUCUGUGGGAAAGCCAGGAGAGAUCGAAGCGUGGUGUGGCUAUGACUUUCCCGGUCGGGGCUCUGGAUACAGCCCGCUGAGAUGGAACCAAACUCACUUCAAUGGCAUAGACUACUGCCAUCACCUCAAGACCCACGGCGUAUGGAAAUUUGAAGGCAAGGAAUGGGCCCAAGAUGUCGAUGAGGAGCUCGGCAAUUACGAUUACCUCAUGUUUGCAAAUGUCGACCAUAGGAACCCAGAAGUUCGCCAGGACCUGUUCUACUGGGUCCAGUGGCUUGCACAACAAAUCCCACUGGGAGGGCUGCGCCUGGACGCCAUCAAACACUAUUCUGCUUCCUUCCUGAGAGACUUCCUCAGACAUGUGCGUGCCACUGUCGGAAAGAACUGGUUCAUUGUUGGCGAAUACUGGCGGGAGAACCUGAACGUGCUGGCCAAGUACAUUGAGUACAUGGAUCAUUGCCUGUCUCUGUUCGAUGUGAGGCUCGUGUCCAACUUUUCCCGGCUGUCAAGACAUCAGAAUACAGAUCUUCGAAGUGUCUUUGACGGGACGUUAGUCUCGCUGAAACCGAAUAAUGCUGUGACUUUUGUUGCAAAUCAUGAUACGAUGGAAGGUCAAUCUUUAGAAACGCCAGUAGCAGAAUUCUUCGUCCCCCUCGCCUACGCACUCAUCCUCCUGCGUGCAAACUGCGGUCUCCCAUGUGUUUUCUACGGCGAUCUAUACGGUUAUUCCAAGCCAGACGGCAGCGGAUUCGCCCAACCCCCCUUUGGCGAGAAGACCCUCCCGCGGCUUCUCCUGGCCCGCAAGCUCUAUGCCUACGGCCCACAGAUCGAUUAUCUUGACCAGCCGCACUGUAUAGGCUUCACCAGGCAGGGCCAGGCCCCGCACCCCGCCGACGGGGGAUCCUGUACCUGGAAGAGGGCCGGCCUGGCGGUCAUCAUGACGAACGCGCGCGAGUUUGGUAGCAAGGCCAUGUGUGUCGGGAAGCAGCACGCAGGCGAGAUCUGGACUGACAUCCUUGGCGGAUGCUGGGGCGAGGUUAGGAUCGAUGACGAGGGCUGGGGGGUCUUUGGUUGUGCGCCGAGAAGCGUCGCUGUCUGGGUGCAUCGCCAUGCUCCUCGGCGGGACGAGCUGGACAACUUUGUGUUGGAUUGGGACAUCUACCGCCGUGGAGCUUACAGCGGGGCUACUGAGCACGGAGCCGGCAUGGAUGUCGACUGUAUAAGAUGA